This is a messenger RNA of Adineta ricciae, 1044 nucleotides long. The record is from the annotation of a GenBank genome assembly. NCBI's taxonomy places the organism in Eukaryota, Metazoa, Rotifera, Eurotatoria, Adinetida, Adinetidae.
AUGAAGGUCAGUAUUUUAGUUAUUAAUAUUGUUCUUCCAAUGACUGUAUCAAUUGGUUUGUAUUGUUAUGCACUGCUAAGUUCUCGUUGGACUUCGAUUAAUCACAAUGCAAUUAUUAAACAUAAUCUAACCAAUCAACAACGAGAAUAUUUAGUAAUGAAUAAUCAAAGUAUUCAAUUGCAAAAACGUCUCCUCCGACACGCAUUUCGUUCACAAUUAAGCUUAUUUGGUUAUUGUCUUGAUUAUAAAUGGAUUUAUUUAUAUACAAUCAAUAGUGACAAGCAUGAUCUUGGUCAGAUGGAAUCCCACUCCAUUCUCUCUCCUGAAUUAUGUAAUAGCUCAUUUGUUUACUGUCCUGAAACAAAAUCUUGCGUGAAAAGAUGUGAUGAUGCUCCAUUGUGUCCAUCUUAUAUCGAUCAAGAAAUGUGUGAUCAUAUCUUCAAUCGUACACAUUACUAUUUAAAAGAUGAGAAAUGUAUCUGGAGACAAACAAUUUCGAUUGAUCUCCAAGGUGUUCAAGACUAUUUCUCAUUCAAGUUCUCCUCUUCGACACCAUCAUCACGUGAUCGACACAAUGACUUGAAACGUAUCCGUCAUUCGGUUAUGAUACUUCUCUUCAUCGCUUCGCCAUUAUUAACAUUUAUGGCCCUACUAAUCUUAUUGUGUAUAAAUUGUGUUGAUCGAUUUUAUUCAAUUCCAUUUGCAUUUAUUAGUUUAUUUUCUUUCGCAUCGUUUCUCAGUGGCGCGGGAGGCUUAGGAAUCUUCCUGUACGAAUGGACACGAGAUCGUUUCUAUCGACCUGAUUAUACUUAUGAAUUAGGACAAUCUGAAGCAUUGAUUGUAGCAUUUAAUCCUUGGAUUAUCAAUGUGGAACGUUUUGGUUUAGCUUUUUGGUUAGCAGUUGCUGCUAUCAGCGCAAAUCUGUUAACAACAACACUCAGUUGUUGUUUUUGUUGGGCUUUACAAUCGGACAAAUCUAAAUUACGUAUACAUGUCAAUAACAAGAAGUAUGUUAUUGUUCACACAAGUCCAUAUGAUGAAUGA